CUCUAUGCCCCACUUAAACGUUGCGAGCUGAGGUGCUGUGGUGCCUGGGAACAGCAACGAAACACCACUCAUACAGCUCCAAUGAGGGGAUAGGAGAGCUCUUCAGGAACAUGUUUACGGAUUCAGAGAUAGCAAAAAACUUUGCGUGUGGCAAGGACAAGACGAGCUACAUCAUCAAGUUUGGUUUAGCGCCUUACUUUAAGAAGAAACUCAUUGCAAGUGUAAACAAAGCUGGACCGUUCGUCCUCAUGUUUGAUGAAAGUCUUAAUACAUGUUCAAAAAAAAAAACCAGAUGGACAUACACGUUCGGUAUUUGGAGGAUGGCUGUGUGACAUCAAGGUAUUUUGGUUUCGAAUUCCUGGGACAUGCGAGGGCAGAAGACCUGUUGCAGCACAUCAAAGAAUGUGUUGCACAACUGAACAUGAGGCAACUUCUGUCGGUCGAAAUGGAUGGCCCAAAUGUAAAUUUUAAGCUGAUGGAUCUCCUUCAAAAGGAGCACGCUGAGCUACAUGGAGGUGCUCAAGUCAUCAAUGUUGGCAGCUGUGGACUGCAUACCCUCCACAACGCAAUGAAGGCAGGCUUCACAGCAUGGCAGCUUGAAAAACACCUGCGAGGGAUGCAUUUUCUAUUCCACAAUGUUCCUGCCCGGAGAGAGGACUUCACCAACCUCACCAGGUCCUCUUGCUUUCCCCUUCCUUUCUGCGGCCAUAGAUGGAUAGAAAAUGUUCCAGUGGCAGAGAGAGCAAUAGCAGUUUGGCCCAUGCUUCAAAUGUACGUGGAUGCUGCAGAGAAGAAGAAGGUCAAAAAACCCAGCACGGCCUCAUACGACACCAUCUUGGCAGCACAAGGGGACCCUCUUAUCAUCCCAAAACUGCAGUUCUUUCUUGCCAUAUCAAGAAGCUUUAACCCCUACUUAACCAGAUACCAAACAGACGAGCCAGUGUUGCCAUUUUUGGCCAAAGAUUUGACCGAGCUCUUGAUGAGUUUACUGCAGCGGUUCGUGAAACAGGAGAUCCUACAGGACCGAACCCCCCGGCAGCUGACCCAAAUCGAGGUGUCUGAGGAGAAGAACUGGGUCUCCCUUAGAAAUCUUGACAUAGGCCUGGGUGCUGAGUGUGCCAUCAAGGAGCUUCUGGGCAAACCAGGAUGCAAGAUAGGUGAACUUUCUGUGCUCACCUUCAGGCGAGAAUGUUUGCAGUGCCUGGUUAAGGUGGUUAGGAAGCUGCAGGAAAAAUGUCCCCUGAAAUUCCCUGUGGUCAGGCAGAUUGCUUGUUUGGAUCCCACAAGAAUGAACAGAGAUCCUGAGUGGUGCAUCACACAGAUGAAGAGUAUAGUACAAAUGUUCGUCCAGGGAAAACAGUUGACAGGUGGCAUUCCAGCUGGUGAUGUCAUCAUUCAGCAGUUCACGUCCUUACUCUCUGUUGAGGGCAGAGAUGAAGAAUUUGUGUACUUUCAACCAAUGAAGCAGCGUCUGGAUGUCUUUCUGCACUCCAAACUCAGCACGUCCCACCCUGAGCUGCUAAGGUUCUGCCAAAGUGUUCUCCUCCUCUCCCAUGGACAAGCCACCGUAGAGAGGGGCUUCUCAGUUAACAAGGAGGUGGAAACGUGUAACCUUCUUGACGAAUCUCUUGAAGCACUGAGAUUAAUUUGUGAUGAGGUCAGCGGCUGUGGUGGCAUUCUCAAAGUGCCUUUGACCAAGGAGCUCCUGGCCUCUGCUGCUUCAGCAAGGUCACAGUAAAGGCUAUACCUGGAGCAUGAACGAAAAAAGAAAGAGAGUGCUGCACAAGGACUCAAGAGGAAAGCAGCAGAGGAUGAGCUUGAGGACCUCCGGAACAAGCGCAGGGUACUCAGCAGUGUGACUGAGUCACUCCAAAUAGACGCAGACAAGUUAGCUGACAUGGCUGAGGGAAAGGCAGGAACGAAGAUGGCCGAGCUAAUCACAAAGUCUAACACUCUUCACAGAAGAUUCAAAGACAAAAAAGCUGAACUGCUACAAAUGGACAAAAUAAUAGAGGAAAAGGCCACACAGUUGAGGCACUUGUAACUCUCUCUCUCUCUCUCACACACACACACACACACACACACAC
Epinephelus lanceolatus (giant grouper) is the source of this 2087-nucleotide messenger RNA. The record is from RefSeq and is a predicted model, not a curated record. NCBI's taxonomy places the organism in Eukaryota, Metazoa, Chordata, Actinopteri, Perciformes, Serranidae.